Messenger RNA from Drosophila persimilis, 2036 nucleotides. RefSeq lists its product as uncharacterized. The record is from RefSeq and is a predicted model, not a curated record. The coding region runs from base 83 to 1513 and encodes 476 amino acids. NCBI's taxonomy places the organism in Eukaryota, Metazoa, Arthropoda, Insecta, Diptera, Drosophilidae. The transcript has 6 exons.
AAAUUUGCAGUCGUUGUUAGACACACGGACGCCGGAACAGACUGAACACACUCCUGCCCUAUAGCCUGCCCCAUAUAUAGCUAUGCAUGCCUCAAACGAUCUACGCAGAUAUCGGAAGUCUCGACGAAAGUUUGCUCUAAAAACGUAUCUCCUGCUGGGCGUCUGGCUUUUAUUGGCCCUUAUCCAGUGGAUUGUUUUUUGCAUUUUAACUGACUUGCGCUCGAAACUCCAGGAUCUUUAUUACGUCGGUUACGUGACAUUGGUCCUGUCCGUUUUCAUUUUUCUGAUUUUCAUAUUCUUUGAGAAACUUCGCUUUGUUCGAUGCCUGAACAUUUUUCUAGGAUUUAUAAUCGUGGAGCUGCAGAUCAUCGCCACGUUUACUCUGAUCACUCACUCCUGGUGGGCGGAUGUGCUGACCUUCUUCUUUGUGUGCGUUCUUCUGAUUGUGCUAUUUCUGUUAAUAGGAGCAUUUCUUCCAAAGAAAAUGGACCUCACUCUGGACAUAGCCGUCCUAUUUAUAUUGGCAUUCAUCUUUAUUAUUGUCGCCGUCUUUUUCCUUAUGUACCAGCUAAUAAUAUCGAAAACACUCCCGUAUAGCUUCCUGGUUGUGGAGCUGGCCAUCACCAUCACAAUCCUAUUGUUUGUUAUGUACCAUGCCCAGACCAUCCAUGGAAGCCGCUUUGCCGAAAUGCGUUUGAAAGAUUUUAUUCUGGGAUCUUUGAUACUAUUCCAUCACUUUCUCAUCAUUUUCUGGCUGACGUUCUAUUAUCAAGUCAACUAUAGGCCUAUCACCUCAGAUGAUUACAUAGCCACUAGUUCGACUAAGCAAGCUACAGCAACAGAAAAAGCCGGGGACUUAAGUGAUCUUUUUGAAAACGACAAUUAUGAUAAUGGAGACGGCAAUAAAGAGGAUUCGCCUGACGUCUGGACAAAUGCUCAAAACUGGACAGAUCCAGAUAGAGACAGAGACAGAGAAAGGUCUCGGCCCAAAGGAUCAGGCGGUUCCAGAGAUAAGAGUGACGGCACGGCUGGGCAUCGAGAUAGAGAUAGAGGAAAUAGGUGGAAGCCGUCACACGAUGCAGACAGAGUCACUGUGCAAUUAAGACAUAGAGGAAGAGUCAAGAAUCUGUCUAAAGAUGAAAAUAGAGAUAGAGAUGCCGACAGAAGUCGGGAAAGUCAUGCAGAUGGAGACAAAAGCUCGAAUGAAGGUGGAGUUGGAGAUGCUGACAGAAGCAGAGAUAAGGCCGAAAGACCCGCACCUAAUUGGGAUAGGAGACUCUACCCCAAGAACAUGCGGCAUCUAAAUAUUAGAGGCUAUACCCAACAGGAUAGGUCCUUUGAGAGGACAGACCUGGACAGACAAAGUUAUGGACGGGGAGCUUAUCGAAAUCUACCAAAUGGUGAUGGUUUCGAUCAUGAUAGAGACGAGUGGAAUUCUCACAAAAAAGCUAUAGGAAGUAGUAACGUGGAAGAUGCACUUGAAGAUUCUGAUUCUGGUCUUCCCACGUUGUAGUGCAUCCCUACAUUGGAAUUCUUCCAGCCCUAAAAAAUAUCUGAAAAUACCAAAAAAAUGUUAAUAAAUUUAACAAUGCCGAAGGAACAUCAAGAAAUCGCACAUCUGGAUUCAAUAAGGAGCGACUUGUAAGUGACCGUAUAUUUGGAAAUUACUAGGAAUCAGGAAGAGGACACGGCCCUCAACUCUUCUUAGUUGUGUGAAAAGAGACGAGGUAAUUCUUACAUCGCGUAAAGAAGACUCUGGUACACAUUUAAAUGUCGAAAUGGAAGAAGUGAAAGAGCUUCCUGUUGGAACUAUUAGCACGAAAAAACCUACAGAUGACAAAAGUUUACUGAACGCUGUUUCGAAUGGAAUGAAUUAUGAUUUUUAAGAUGUCUACCUCCUCUCUAUACAUACAUUGUACUCAUGGUCGUAUGAAUGCCCUCAAGAUGUAUGGCCCUCAGCCAAAGCAAGUCAAGAUAGUCUUAUAUAUAAAAAGAAACGUUUGUCAAAUUACACCUAAUACACGUGAAUUCACAAU